Molecule: messenger RNA, 1876 nt
Organism: Agrilus planipennis (emerald ash borer)
Lineage: Eukaryota; Metazoa; Arthropoda; Insecta; Coleoptera; Buprestidae
Gene: shf
Product: protein shifted
Exons: 6
Coding region: 697-1731 (344 amino acids)
Source: RefSeq, a predicted model, not a curated record
AUUACUAGUUAAUUUAAAUAUAAAUAUUUCUUAUUCAUUUUAAUUCCAAGCGUUAACCAUGUGUUAAAUUGGUUUAAGAAGUCAUAACAAAUAUACUAUAUUCAUUGUAAUAGAUAUACAAAGGGUAAUGGAUAGGUUAAUGUUUCUUCCAUAGAUUAAGAUUAAGAUGGAUUAAGACAAGAAGAUCUGUAAAUGUAAUGCAAGUCAAGUCAAUUUUGACCUCAUCUUCUCUGGACCUCAUAGAUAAGUUUGACUUACUAACCAUAGAUAUGUAUUAACCAUAGACUAUCCAUAGAAAAUAUCAUAGGUUGUGUUUCGUACUCAUAAAUGAAUACCUCAAAUAGUGUCUAAAUAACGGUCAAAUAUAUGACCUCCUUUUAUAAAUAUCCAAUUUGUAAUCUUAAAAAAAAAACUAAAACUACUGUAACUAAUCCGAUGAUCACAUAUGAAAACUAGCAAACCUGCAAUAUAAUUGAUUUUUCUGUUAAUCAGAAAUCUAAUUUCGAAUCGCAGAAAUAUUUUUUGCGGGAAUGGCGCUACUGGAUCACGUACGAAGUGUUUUAAUUUCAAUUGAGAACGUACAAAUUGUGCUGCCGCAACAUAAUAAUGGUGUUUAGUAUUUAUCUAAUGCACAUAAUAAUUAAUAUAAUCUAGAAGUUUUGUCACAAUAUAGCACCUACAAGAGAUAGUAUCAGAAUGUUGUUUAUUGUUAUGAUGCUGCUAGGAAUGCAAGCAAUAUGUAGUAUAUCAAGAUCUGAUAGAUCAGAUCCUAGAAACAGCGGAGAUUUAGCCCUUUGGAUAGACGAAAAGCAAGUAAAAAUGUUUAGUGGAAUGUCAAUGGAAAUAUAUGCCAUUGUAAAUGGUAAUGUCUUGCCGUAUAUAUUGGAUCCUAAUUUUGAAAAAUAUUUGCCCAUAAUACCAUCAGAAGUAGGGUAUGUUAAUUUUACAUGGAAGUCGGGAGGGAAAAAGUAUUCCUACCAUUUUGAUCGUCUGCAAUCAUUUGAUGAGAGUAUUUUAGAACCACCAGUUUUAUCCAUUAAAACCAGAGGCAGGGUACCUAAGAGACCUAAAGAGUUCAGUAUUUUUCUUCCUUGUUUAGGAAAUAAUUCUGGUAUUGCAUCUUUUACAAUCGGAUUGGUUAUAGAAAAAGGAAAAGGUCGGCCUGUUAAUGGGACCCCUUUAAGACUAAAUUUAAGGAAGGAAUGUGCCCAAAGAAAUCCUGAUCCAGAAUGUGAUAAAAAGUGUGCAAAUAAUGGCUGGUGUAAUAGAGAAAAAAUCUGUCAAUGCCCUGAAGGUUAUAUGGGACAGUAUUGUAGAACAGCUUUAUGUUACCCUCAGUGUAUGAACGGUGGUAAUUGUACAUCACCAGGGGUAUGCAGUUGUUCUGAAGGGUUUCAGGGUAGACAUUGUGAAGGAGGUAUAUGUCGAGAAAAAUGUUUGAAUGGUGGUAAGUGUGUCCAAAAGGAUGUUUGUGAAUGUUCUAAAGGAUAUUAUGGACUUCAUUGUGAAUACUCUAAAUGUAUCAUUCCAUGUCUAAAUGGAGGAAGGUGCAAAGGAGUUAAUAAGUGUCGCUGUCCAAAUGGUUUCAGGGGAGAUCAUUGUGAGAUUGGAAGGGCCAAACUAAACAGGAGCAUAUGUAAAUUAGGUUGUAAACACGGUACUUGCAUUGAUAACACUUGCGUUUGUGAGUCUGGUUGGUACGGACGUCUAUGCCAACAUAGUACACUUUAAAAUUAUGAAUAAUAUGCCAUCAUGUUGCUUGUUUAAAAGAUACAUAAGUUGUAUGUAUAUACCAAUAUACCUGUGAAAAACAUAACUCUGUAGGUUUAUUAAGAAUAUUUUGUAUCCACAUAAAAUAAAUAACUAUUUUAUUUAA